Drosophila ananassae is the source of this 10994-nucleotide messenger RNA. RefSeq names its product nascent polypeptide-associated complex subunit alpha, muscle-specific form (gene Hers). Lineage: Eukaryota; Metazoa; Arthropoda; Insecta; Diptera; Drosophilidae. Bases 603 to 8441 code for a protein of 2612 amino acids. The transcript is spliced from 9 exons. Gene Ontology annotation, molecular function: chromatin binding. The record is from RefSeq and is a predicted model, not a curated record.
UUUCAAUGCAGAAACCGAUCACAUGAACGGUGCCAUCGCUAGUGGCUGCGUCUCCACCACUAGCUUAUAGUGUGCGUUGGUUUAUUUAUUUUUUUUUCCUGUGAUUUGUUUAUUGAGUGUGUAUCAACCGAUUUGGUUGCCCUGUGAAAGAUUACAAUGUAUAGUUGGCGCCUUGGCGGCUCCUCCGCCAAAUAAUAAACAAUUCGCUGGUGCGUCCAAUAGGAAAAGCGCCGCAGCCGAUCGACAAUAACAACAAAUCAGCCACAAAGUAGCGAGCGACAAACAAAACACAAAGUAGUAAGCGAAGCGACAAUAAACAGUUAUCCGCAGUCGGCAAUUAGGCGCAGCGACGGCCACAAACUAGAAAUCAAAACAGAGACGGAUCCGACCGCCAGAUGGCCUUCCGGCGGUGCAACGUGCCCGCCGCUGGCCCUGCCACCACCACCACCGCACGCCCCAUCUGCCGCGGUUGCAGUUGCAGUCAAGGUUGCAGCAGCGGCAGCAGCAGCAGCAGCGGAAGCAGCCCAGCAGUGAGUGCGAGCGAGUGCCACUGAGCGUGCAAGCGAGAGCCCUUUUUCGGAAAAAAAAAAAACAGAAACAAAAUGGUCUCCAAGAAGCGCUCCAACGUCGGAGAGCGCCUGCAGCGCUCCACGGCGACUGCGGCAGCGGCGGCGGCAGCAGCGGCCGCAGCGGCAGCAGCAGCGGCCUCGACGGGGAAGAAGCGAAUCGGGAAGCUGGCGGGGAAGGCCCCCGCCACCACCUCCUCCUCCUCCUCCGCAUCCGCCGCCGCUUUCGCUUCCACAGUUGCCUCCAACAGUCCUCCGGACGAGUCGGAGGACAAGAAGUCCAAGAAGCCCAACAAGGAUCCUGCAUCAGGAUCAGGAUCGGGAUCGGGAUCGGGAUCUGGAUCUGGAUCUGGGUCUGGAUCUGGAGCAGGACCAGGAUCCGGAUCACACACUGCCACAGAAAGCAAUAGCACCAGUGCCGGGAAGCCCGCCGGCAGCUCCUCCGCAGCAGCCUCCGCCAGCCACCCCAGGCUCUCCGCCGAGGAGCGUCUGGAGGACGGCAAGGCGCGGGCCAUCAACAAGAUGCUCAAGAACCUGGACAUCAAGAUCCACGGCUUCGACAACCUGCUGACCCACGGCGAGGAGCGGCUCAACGAGGGCGUCCUCAAGUCCUCCAUCUCGGAGAACGUGAAGACCAAGUCGCGGGCGGCGGCCGUCAAGGUGAUCGCCAGCCUGAAUCCCGGCAAGAUGCCGGCGGUGAAGCGCGUCCGCCCCUCCCCGGAGCCCGCCAAGGAGAAGCCGCCGCCGCCGCCGCCUCCGCCCGACAAGGAGAGGGAGAAGGAGAGGCCUCCCAAGGGGGAUCAGGAGCAGGCGGCAAUAGGCAGUAGUGCUCCCGAGGACAUGAAAUCAAAAAAGGUCACCCAGAUGGGCAAGAAAUCCACGCCCCUUCCCGCUCCCCAAGCCACCCCCACGUCCUCGGCUCCGCCGCCCGCCAAGCCCCAGGUGAGCGGCAAGAAUCCCGUCAAGAAGCCCCUGCCAGUGGCGGAGCCGGCCAAGAAGGCCGAUCCUCCAAAGCCGGGUCCCAAGGUGGGCAAGCCCAAGAAGCCCCUAGCGGGACAGGAGGUGGCCGGAAGAAGUCGCCUGCCGGACUCGAACACGGAGCCGGUGCUGAUGGAGCUGGAGGAGAUUGUGAUCACGCCCACUCCGACGCCCACGCCGACGGCCACUCCCACUCCCACUCCCACGCCGACUGCCACCCCCACCCCCACGCCGACGCCCACAGCCACGCCCACGCCGCGAGCCACUCCCACACCCACAGGGGGCGAGGCGGGGGUGCCGCCCGGGCAGCCACAGCCACCACCGCCCCCUGGCGGCGCCGCCAAGCAGCGGCCCAAGGUGAAGUACACGAAGACCUCGGCGGGAUCGAAGGGCAGGAUGCCGGCGACGAUGGCGGGCCACCACCAGAAGUUCUCGCCCUCGGCCGCCUGCAAGGACAUCUACGACUUCAAGUCCGGCUCCGAGGACGAGGAGCCCAUCAAGAUGGUGCUGCCGGCGCUGAAGGAGCUGCGCGAGUUCUCCGACGAGGACAACAAGCCCCUGAAGCAGCUGGAGCGCCAGGAGAAGGCCAGGUCGCACGUGCAGGUGCCGGACAAGAAGGAGGAGCCCGAGAGCCCAAGGGCCAAGGAGGAGAAGAAGCCGGAGGACAAGGAGGACAAGCCGAAGAUCAAGGACAAGGACAAGGAGAAGGAGAAGGAAAAGGACAGGGAGAAGGAGAAGGAGCUGGAAACUCCGAAGAGCGAAGCCAUCAACGAACCAGCAGCCAAGGCCAGCACCUCCAGUGCCCCCAAUCCCUCCGCCAAGAAGCAGGGGAAGCGCAAGAUGGCCACGCCCACGCCCACUCCCGUGACGCCGGGGCGCAAGAAAAAGCAGGGGCCAGGGCCGGGGGGCGCCAAGGGGAAGGCGGCCGCAGCAGCGGCGGCCAAGGAGGCAGCCAAGGAGGAGGACUCCUCGCAGGACACCAGCUCCUCGGAGGACGAGCGCCGGCUGAGCGCCUACAGCGGACCGAAGCGCCACCGGAUGGCCUCGCUGAACGCCCUGGCGAAGGUGCAGUGCCUCUACGAGAACGAGUCACGGACCGCCCACGAGCUGGGCCUGUCCAAGGCCACCCAGCAGCCGCCCCGGAUCCGGACCGUCGACGGCAGCGACGACGACAACCACAAGGACUCGCCGCACCACGACCGGGACAAGGGCUCUGUUAGUCCGCCCCCCGCGUCCGGGUCGAAGGACGCGCUCCCGGCACCGCCACCUUCGCCGCCGCCGGCGGAGCCACGGCGGGAGCUGCGCUACGUGCCCGGGGGCCGGGGAGUGGGCAAGCACUGGGAGUUCGACAGCGACAGCGAGGUGGAGGAGAUGCAGCUGGUGCAGCCCCUGCCGCCGGCCAAGAAGAAGAAGUGGGCCAAGAAGACGCCCGCCAAGGCGGAGCCCGCCCCCAAGGGCAGGAAGAAGAAGGUGCUGCCGGCGGAGGAGAGCGACGACGAGGAGCCGCCGGAGAAGGAGAAGCCGAAGGAGAAGGAGAAGCCGAAGCCGCCCAAGCAGCUGCCCAAGAAGCGGAAGAGCGCCUUCACCGAGGAGCUGAUCGGCGACUACAAGGGGAUCCUGGCCAGGAAGCGGAUGGCCAGCCUGAACGCCAGCGCCAUCGUGGCGGCCACCUACGAGGUGGAGCGCCACCUGGACAAGAACCUGGCCAGCGACUGCUCCAGCUUCGAGAGCUACGACGAGCUGGACACCAUGCCGCCCGCCUCCUCCAGCAAGGCCUACCACUCCGCGGCGUCCUCUGCGAGGGCCCAGGACGUCGUCCACAUCAAGAAGGAGCCGAAGGAGCCCAAGGAUUCGAAGGAAUCUCAGCGGGAGCGAGAGCGCGAGCGAGAACGAGAGCGGGAGCGGGAGCGAGAGCGCGAAAGGGACAGCGAGGCAAAGGACUCGAAGGACCUGGUCGCCGGCAAGAUGUCCAGCCAGACGCACACCAUCGUCGAGGAGAGCAACGACUCGAAGUACUCCAAGGAGACGAAGGAGACCAACACGGACACCACCAUCACCACGACGGGCUACCGGGACUCGGCGGCCAGCACCAAGGACGCCAAGGACUGCAGCCGGCCGACCUCCUCGUCGGUGGUCAUCGUCCAGGACACGGACGUCACCAUCACGGGCGUCUACGUGAACGCCAGCAACGGCGCCGCCCAGGAGGCCUACUGCAAGAUGCAGUACCGCGUCCAGUCGAGCGUCACCGAGGAGCGGGUCCUGCGCCCCGGCUCCGUCGAGCCGCCCAAGUCCUACACGCCUCUGAGCGCCCUCUCCAGCAUGCUGCCGCCCGGCGCCAGUUCCGGGCUCAGCGAAGCCCACAGCUCGCCGCCGCUGCCCAUCCACGCGCCGCCGACGGGGCCGCACGUCCUCCUGCCCGGGGAGCACCUCAGCGCCGGCAUGUACCACGCCCCCGACCUGGGCCUGCACACGGAGCACGCCCUGCCGGAGCACCACGGCCCGCCCCCGCCCUCGUACGCCGCCGCCGCGGCUGCAGCCGCCGCUGCCGCCGCCUACCACGCCCACCAGCUGGCGCCCGGCGGCGGCGGGGUGCUCCACAUGCACCACCAGCACCAGUACGCCGCCCACGCGGCCCACGCCCAUCACUACCAGCAGGCGGCGGAGUACCACGGUCCUCCCCCGCCCCACCACUACGGCGGCCCGCCUCCGCCGCCCCCGCCCCAGGGCCACUACGGACCGCCACCGCCCGGGGCUCCGGUCCCCGUCCCCGUUCCCGUCCCUGUGCCCGUACCCGUGCCGGUGGUCCCGGAGCGGUGCGACGUCGGCUCCCCGCCGCCCUCGUACCGCGCCAGCGCCUAUCCGCCGCCCCCCAGUGUGGGCGUGCCCCCGCCCACAUUGGGCGGUGGGUCGAGCGCCUUCUGCGCCCCCAGUCCCCAUCAUCAUCACCAGCACCAGCACCACGGCCAGCAGCCAGGGCCUCCGCACCACGAUCCGAGUGGCUACUAUCAGCCGGCUGGACCGCUGAUAUCGCCGCACGUGAUCGCCGCUCCCCCGCCCCCCGCGCAGGUGAAGAAGCUGCAGGAGGAGGAGGGCGCCAGUGUCGCCUCCUCGGCCGCCGGAUCGCCCACGCAGCUGCAACAGCAGGCGGCAGCCGAAGCAGCAGCAGCAGCCGCUGCCGCUGCAGCCGUCGACCCAGCCGCCCACUCGCACGCCCACUCCCAGUCGCAGAAUCCGCAGAGCCAGGCGCCGCAUCCGCCGCAGCCACAACCGUACCCGGCCAGCGCCGUGGCGGCCGCUGCUGCGGCAGCCGCCGCCCACCCGGGCGUGCCCUACUCGCGGUCGAUGCACGCGGCCCAGAUGCACUACACGACGGCCUAUCCGCCAAACUACUACGCGCCGUAUCCGGGCGAUGUCAUGUGCUACUCGCCGCCCACCUACCAGCCGUACUUCUCCAGCAAGGUCUACCAGCCGGGCCCGCCGCCAGGUCCGCCCGCCCACCCCUCGCACGCCGGCCACCCGGGCGCCCAUCCGCCGCCGGGUCCGCCCCCGCCUCCGGGCGCCUAUCGUCGCUAUCCGUACUACCAGCACGCCGGCCCGCCGCCGCCGCCAGAGCUCUACGAGCAGCAGCAGCAGUCCCAGCAGCCCCCGCCGCCGCCCUCGGCCGUCGGAGCGGUAUCCGCCUCGGCCCAACCGCCGCCCGCCGGCAGCGGCAGCAGCAGCAGCAGUUCGGGCGCAGCGGCAGCAGCCGCCGCAGCAGCAGCCGCAGCCGCCGCAGCAGCCGCGGCAGCUGGUGUCCCAGCCGGCAGCCAACUAGUGCCGGCCCAUCCGCACCCGCAGCAGCCGCAGCAGCACCAGCAGCAGCACCUCGAGCACUACCCGGGUCCGCCCAGCUACUACGCCGGCUACAGUCCGGGGGGAGGAGCCGCCGGGGGCCAGUGCUAUCCGCGCGGCCUGCAGGCACCGUACAUGGAGUAUCCGCCGCAGUGUCCUUGCCCAAUGCCUCAAUCGUGUCCAAAAAACGUCCAUACUGGGCCUCAUAUUGGUAGCAACAUCAGCAGCAGCAGCAGCAGCAGCAGCACAAGCCAGACGAGCAACAUGUUGCUGAGUGCCACCAGCAGCAGCACCUGCAACAGCAGUAGCAGCAGCCGCAGCACCACCCCGGCUGCCGGCAGCAGUGCCGCGACCACAACGGCGACAGCGUUGCCCACCAGUAGAGGCCCAGUUAAAAAUGCCACCAACCACCCCAACCCCAACCCCAACCCCAACACCAACACCACCCCGGGCAGCGACCCAAGCUGCCACACGAGCAACAUCAGCGAGACGACGACCAGGACACGGGCCACAGCCGCUACCAACACGAACAGCGCGGCCACCACCGCCACCACGGGCACCCAGUGCCAGAUGCUGGUCAAGACGGAGCUCAAGGAGCAGGUGACGACCAAGAUGCAGUACGAGGCGCACGUGAUGCCGCCGCCCACGCCGCCGGAGAGCUACUGCGGCGCCAGUGAUGAGAAGCUGCUGCUGGAGGAGCAGGAGCAAGAGGGGGAGCUUGAGCUGCUUCUGGAGAAGGGCUGCCGGGCGGGGGGCCAGCCGGUCAUAGAGGCCUACGACUUGACCUGCAGCACGACGCCGCCUCCUGGGGGAGUUCUGCCGCCAGCGACAGUAGGAGCGGGCGCUGUGCCGCGCAAGGCCAGGAUCGGGAAGAGCAUGGCCCGGGAAAUGGUGUAUGCCGCCCAGCAGCAACAGCAGCAGCAGCAGCCCAAGCUGGCCACCGCAGUGACGGAGACCGGGACGGGAACGGACGCACCCGCACCAGAGUUGCCUUUUGUACUUAAAGCGGAAAUCAAAGCAGAGACCAAAAUCAAAAUCGAGCAGGACGGCGAGGCGCCGGCCCAGGCCACUGGCACACAUAUCAGUCAACUGCCGGACCUGAAGCCCACCAUCAAGACGGAGCCGGAGCAGGAGCAGGAGCAGGACCUGGAGCAGGCGACGGCGCCGGCGCCAGAGAAGCAGAAGGAGAAGGAGAGAAACGGGGCUGUGGCCAAAGUAGAGCAGGAACCAAAUCAAAAAAAGGAGGAGCAGCCGGAGGUGAGACUGGAGGAGGACCAGGAGCCGGCGCCCAUGGAUCAGGAGGAGGAGGAGGCGGUGCUGGCGCCCGCGGUGGCAGCCAGUGCAUCUAGCAGUGGCGGCGGCAAGAAACGCCUCAACCUUAUGGCCUCCACGUCCGCCUCGGCCUUGGCCGGCGGCGCCGCCAAGAAGGCCACCAAACACCAAAGCUACAAGAGCCUCAUCAAGCAGGCCGAGCCGAAGAACUACCUGUGUCCCGGGCGGAAGUUCGUGCGCCGCCACGGCCGCGCUCCGGCCAAGUACGCCAAGCGGCGCCAGCAGCUUCUCGUCCAGCGCCAGCAGCGCCUCCGCCUGCAGCAGCAACAGCGGCGCCGGCUGGAGCGCGAGGCGGUGGCGAACGCCCCGGAGCCGGCCCCCGUCCCGGAGGAGGUCAUCAAGCCGCUGGACUCCGCCGCCGAGGAGCCGCAGACCACGCCCAGUGCCUCGCCCAAGAGGGCGCGCCCUCGCAAGCAGGAGAUCGCCGCCCUCCACCUCCUGGACACGGCCCACAGCCGGGGCUACUUCAGCGACCCGGAGCUGAACCACAGCAGUCGCAAUCAGGCGGCCACGGCGGCAGCCACCGCGGCAGCAGCAGCGGCGGCGGCCUAUGUCACGCCCACUUCCUUGGUGGCCGCCCACCAGCCGACGGCCGGCGAGAAGCGGUCCAAGUCGGAGACCAAGAAGCCAGUGGCGGAGGCGGCAGCUCCGCCGGCGGCGAAGAAGCCCCGCAAGCAGCCUGCCGCCAAGGCCACCAAGGCGAAGGGGAAAGGGAAGGGCAGAAAGACGAGUGCCGAGGAAGAUGAGGGUCCAGAGGCGGCAGGAGUACUCCCAGAAUCGGGAUCGCCCGCCCAGGAGACGAACAACAACGAGUACCAGACGGCGGACCUGCAGGCCCAGAAGGUGGCCGAGGCCACCGCCACCGCACCCGCCCCCGCAGUGGUCGCGGAGGACGGCACUGCCGCUGGCGGCCAGCAACAUUCCGAGGAGGAGCAGCCCAAGUUCCGAAUGCCCAGUCAGCAAGUGCCGCCACCCGCGCGGCACAACCCGGCGGCGACGAAACGGACGCGGUCCCGCAGCAAGUUCGGCAACCGGAAGCGGCAGAAGCAGCGGGCCGGCGGCGUCAGCUACGAGCUGGACGAGACCCAGCCGCCGGCCACGAAGGCCAAUGUGGUGCCCAAGUGGAACAACGGGUGGAUGUGGGCGGGUAAGCCCUUCCAGGGAGCAGUCUUUCUCAAUAGCGAUGAUCCUUUGGUGCUGCGCACCUGCUAUCCGGCCAUGCGACAUCGCGAGGGCGACAUCAUCCGCACCCGGGACUGUGUCCUGCUGAAGGCCAACGAGGACAACGAGCUUCCCUACGUGGCCAAGGUGGCGCACUUGUGGGAGAAUCACGAGGAUGGCGAGAUGAUGAUGUCGCUGCUGUGGUACUACCGUCCGGAGCACACGGAUCAGGGAAGGCAGCGCAACGACUGCCCGGACGAGGUCUACGCCUCCCGGCACCGGGACCACAACUCGGUGGCCUGCAUCGAGGACAAGUGCUACGUGCUGACCUUCAGCGAGUACUGCAGAUACCGUCGCCGCCUGCGCGCCGCCGAGGAGGACGUCGAGGACGUGAGCAUAGUGCCCCGGCGACCCAGCACCACUACCACGACAGCCCCUUGCUAUCCGGUGCGCACGGUGCCGGACCACACCAAUCCCGAGCUGGUCAUGUUCUGCCGCCGGGCGUACGAGUUCCGGACGCGACGCCUCCUGAAGCUGCCCCAGAAGAACGGACUCGUGUCCAACUACAGCUAGCGCAAGGCCCUCGGCUGGGCCGCCCGGGCGAAGGCGGCGGGAGUGGAGCAGGACGCGAGUGUCCUGGAGGCGUAGAUGCGUAGGGACAUUAGACUAAAUUCGCGCUGCAGUUGCGGUGGCCCGGAGGAGAGUCCUGGCAUGUUUUUUUUUGUUUUUUUGAUCAGGCUACAGUCUACAGUCUACAGUAUUGUUAAAGAUAUGAGGGGACGUUUUUUUUUUGAGCGAGUCCUUGCCAGGAGGCACCGGACUCUGCACCUGCAGUCGUUGUUCCUAACCAACUGUCGUUUGUAUGCGGCAGAGAUCGGUGUCCUGGGAGGACCAACAAACACAACAUGAAACACGACCAAGAAUUGUAGGCAGAAGCUUUUGACGCAGGAAGGGAGGGAUGGAGGUAGGAGAGGACGAAGGACACGCACGCAACUGCUAGGAGAUAGCAUUGAAUACUUUGUACUUCUUAAAUAAUUUAUUUAUUCCAACUCCCAGACCCAGACCCAGACCCAGACCCAGACACACCCCCCCACACACACACACAUACCUUUGUUGUAAGCUGUAUGUAUUUAUUAUCAUUAUUAUGAAGAGUUAGUCGGCAAUCUGUGCAGAGUUGUCCGCCGGGGAGGUGCCGAGUAGAUUCCACAACCAUUUCCAGUUCUUCAGUAUUGAGCGAUACUCCUCCCGCAAGACUAUAUACAUAUAUCCCGAUUCCUGGCAUCUCCUGGCUUUCUCAGCGACUCAAAAUUACUCAAAAUUCGAAAAUUCGAAAUUCCCUUGCUCCGUUUUUUUGUUAGAAUUAUUUCCACAAAUACCUUACUGAUGCUCAGGCGAGGAAGAACUCACACUUUGCGCACAGACAGCCAGGAUAUUCAACGAGAUGAGAUUUCAGACUCCACAAGGCGGAAGACGGAAGAUUGGAAGACCGGAAGACGAACCGGAAGACUUGACAUUUCUAGGCGCUGUUGGUUAAAUAUAAUCACUUUUUUUUCGUUGUUGUUAGUUUUUGUAAGCGACCGAGAGAAACACACAAUUUUCUAACAAUCUUCUAUUUUUAAUUUGUAUUUUUUGUAUUUUGAUUUUUUGUGUUUGAUUUUUUGUGAAAUUUGAAAUUUCCGUUUAUUUUUUAUUCAUUUGUUUGCUGACAGAAAUAAAAACAAUUCUUUAGAAGAGAAACAACAAAGAAGAAACAAGUCACACUUUAAAUAUAAACAUAUAUAUUUAGAUCUAAAAACUAAACAUCCUUAUCCCUAAAAGUAGACAGCGUUUUUUUUGCAGAGCCUAUCAUUUAGUUUAGUUGUAAAGCCUAGCGUUUUUAGUUGCUAAGUCGGAGUAUAGUUUGUUUUAUACCAAAUACACACGGAAGAAUAAAACCUUAAACCAAUUUAAGAAACUUAUUUAUGCACACCCCCUCCCCUGAACCCCCACACCCACACCCGCACCCACACCACCACAAACACACACCUAUGCACUCGUGUAUAAUUUUAUAAAAAUAUAUAAAUAUAAAUUACUGUAUUAUUUUUUUAAACCAAACCCGCAUGAUUUUUAUUUUUUAGGGGAGAGUAUAAAAUAUUAGAGGCAGCAGAAGGGAGGAGGCUUGGUAGGCCAGUGUAGGCGUGGCAGUUUAGAGAGCUAGAGGAAACAGGAAACCGGAAACGAUCGGCGCUUGGAAUAGAAUGUGCAAAGGAUAGAAAUCGUAUAUAAGAAACAUAUAUAGGGAGCAUAGCCAUACAUAUGAUACAGUACACCCCUUUACACACACACUCUCACACACACACACAUACACACACACAUACACAGUCCAACAAGGAUCCAUUAAUACGUACAUAUGUAUACCUAGGAAGCUGGCAGGACGAAGGACGAAUAAUUCAAUUAGUGAAAAAUCAAGAAGCAACAAAGUGUAGCCUAAAUUACCAACAAACAUUAUAUUUGUACGACUUAUAUAUAUACACCAUACAUAUAUACAUAGACAUAUACAUAGGAGUCGGUGUGUCCUGGAGGACGCUCGCAGGGACACCCUCACGUACACAAAAGCAUAUACACAUAUAUAUAUUUCUAAAGGAAGCUCGAAGGAGCACAGCAGAGCCCCCCCUUCAGACCGAUUUGUAUUAUAAAUGGCGCCACAGAACGCAACAGUCAGUACAGUCAGGCCCCCCUAACCGGAACCACACCAAUGCCUCUUCGAUCGAUCAGAAUCGAGGACCGCUUUCAGGAUUCAGGAGAACCCACUGUUGAACCCUUAUAUUGCAGCUCCUAGAGGAGAUUCAGUUCCAGUCCCAACCCCUGUAGCCUCGGUCCCCCAGCAGAGUCACAUCCACGUAGUUGAUAGUUGUCUGUUUCCCAUAAUUUGUAUUCCCAGUACAGUACCAACUCCUCCAAACAGAAACACAUUUCAGAAAUAAACAAAAAUAAACUAAAGAACAAACCCGUAAAGUAAGAACCAGGAGCAGAAUAACAAAAAUGAUGAACGAACAGGACAUCAAGAACAGAACCGAGAUCAACAAAACAAAUCCAAUAUAAAUUUUGUUUAUUACUAGACAAAUAAAUGUAUUUUUUGGCAGAUUA